Molecule: messenger RNA, 1983 nt
Organism: Pteronotus mesoamericanus
Lineage: Eukaryota; Metazoa; Chordata; Mammalia; Chiroptera; Mormoopidae
Gene: LCA5L
Product: lebercilin LCA5 like
Exons: 7
Coding region: 1-1983 (660 amino acids)
Biological process (GO): intraciliary transport
Cellular component (GO): axoneme
Source: RefSeq, a predicted model, not a curated record
AUGUCUUUGGCUGAUACAGCAGAAACCCGUUCGGACCAGCAUUUCCGCGGGGGGGCCUCCGAAGGCAGCGGGCCGGCCGCGGAGCCCAGGGGCAGCCCCCGCGCCGCCGGCUUUCCCGCGAACCGCAGCGCUUCCCCCAAGAGCGACGGGCACAGCGGGUCUCAGUGUUCCUGCAGGAGCUUUUCUUUCGAUGACUAUUCAGAGGACUUUCUCUCUGAAGGCUCAGAAACAGCUGCUCAUAGAAAUUACUCAGAGAAGCCUGUGGUUAAGGGGAAAAAGGAAGAGAAGAAAAGCAACGUUUCUAAAGUCUCCCAAACCAAAGGCCAGAAGGAAAUCUCAGUUGAAAAAAAGCACAACUGGAAUGCAUCAUUUUUAAAUUCUAAAAUCAAUAUGAUUACCCAGAGAAGAGAUGCUGUGACUCAUCGCAUACUCUCAGCAAGGCUCCAUAAAAUUAAAGAACUAAAAAAUGAAUUAACUGAUAUACAUCGUAAACUGGAAGCCACAGUUGUAGAAAACCAGUUUUUGAAACAACUUCAGAUUAGGCACUUGAAAGCUAUAGGAAAAUAUGAGACUUCACAAAAUAAUGUACCUCAGAUUAUGGUUAAACAUCAAAAUGAAGUUAAAAAUUUAAGGGAGCUCCUUAGGAAAUCCAAAGAAAAGGAAAGAAUUGUCUCUAGGAAACUCAGAUACACCGACAGCGAAUUGCUGAAGACCAAAGACACCCUGCGGGCACUGCAGACGCUUUCUGAAGACAAAAGUCUGGCAGAGAGGGAAGAACUUACUCAAAGAUUGGCUAUUCUUACAACAAAAAUGGAGGCAAAUGACAAAAAAAUACAGAGCUUAGAGAAGCAACUGAGGCUGAACAACAAAGCCUUCAGUCAGCAGUUGGCCAUGGAGAACCAGAAGACUUUAGCUGCCCAGACAGCUAAGAAGACUCUGCAAGUGGAAGUCAAACGCCUUCAGCAAAAACUUAAGGAGAAGGAGCGAGAGCUUGAAAUUAAAAACAUCUAUGCUAUUCGGAUAAUGAAAAAUUUACAUGACAAAGAAGAUUAUCCAAAAGUUUCUUCAACAAAAUCAGUACAAGCAGACAGGACGGGUGUUUCAUUUACAAGUAUGAGACACCAGGAAACCCAAAAGUCGGAAGACAUUCCAUCUUUGAUGACUAAGAGUAAAAAGACAACGGGAAACACUGGUCAUAAAGAAAAACCAGCUGAAGUAGUCCGUGUAAUUCCUCACUAUAUCAGUAAACUACCAAGCCAAGAAGAUUCCAAGAGAAAAUAUGAAGAUUUAUCAAAGGAAGAGGAACAUUUGAAAGUACAAGCAGCUCUGGGGAGUAUUGGAAGACAGAGGGAGAAAAAAGCAAAUCAAGAGAAGGAAACCACUUUAGAAAAAGAACAAGAACUACCACCAGAAAGAAUUCAAGUCAUUCACCCUGAACAGGAAGGCCAGCAGAAAAACAACGCAGCAAAGGAAGAGGUUAAAAAUAGUCUGCAAAUAAGUGACACGGACGAAGCACCAAAUAAAAAUGCUGCUCCAAAUACCAAAAUACUCCUCAGACAAAGAAAGCAUUAUUCAUUUACAGUAGCGACUGAAAAUUUGCACCACGGGCUCCCCGCUUCGGGCGGGCCAGCCAACGCCGGCAAGCGGCGCGGCUGCACAGAGACACCGAAGGCAAAGCCGUCCGCGAGCGCCUACGAGCCCUCUUUCGGGAAGCCUUCCGGGACAGGAGCGAAAGACGCAGCUUUCAGGGAGAAGAAGAGCAGUCUGAUGGAGGAGCUCUUUGGACCAGGCCACGUCUUUGAAAAUGACCAGGCCGGCACUGCUGUUCAAGGGCCUGAAGAGACGUGGAAAAGUAUGAAGGUGCCUCAGCGGCCCCCUGGUCAGGCCUCCACCGGCCACGCUUUCGGAGAUUCUAAAGGAAGUGUGGGGAACUCUAUUAAAUCCUCUUCGCCUACAGAAGGAAAAAUAAAAGUAAUUAUUUAA